Molecule: messenger RNA, 2312 nt
Organism: Saimiri boliviensis boliviensis (Bolivian squirrel monkey)
Lineage: Eukaryota; Metazoa; Chordata; Mammalia; Primates; Cebidae
Source: RefSeq, a predicted model, not a curated record
AGGUCCCACUCUGUGCUUCUAUGGAGAAGGGCGGCCAGUGUGAUUUUGGGCAAAGUGUGGUGACUUGUGGAUUUUCACUGUGACGGUGUUGCCACAUGGUCCUUCAAUUGGAGUUAGUGCAACAAGGAGACAUCUGAGCCUAAAAUUUAUGAAACAUCUAAAGAAAUCAAACUUUAUAUAGGAUCACUGUUGUGGGUUGAAUUGUGUCUCCCCAAAAGAUAUCGAAGCCCUAACUCCCUCCCUAUACCAUACAAUAGGGCCUUUAUUGGAGUCAGGGUCCUUAUAGAAUAUCAAGUUAAGAUGAAAAGAUUUGGUUGGGCCUUAAUUCAGUAUAUCUGGUGUCAUUAUAAAAGGGGACAAUUUGGACACAGGGACAAAGGGAGAAUGCCACAUGAUGGUUGGAGUUAUGAUGCCAUAAACCAAGGAACUCCAAAGAUUGCUGGCAAGCUACUAAAAGCUAGGAGAGAUUCACGGAACAGUCUCUCUUAGCCUACCAAAGGAGUCAACCCUGGUGACAUCUUGAUUUUUUUCACAGUUCUAGCCUCCAGAACUCUUUAAAAAAUUGAAGCCUAUUGUAAACCUUCUUAUAAGAAACGUUUCUAAUCGGAGAGUUCGAUAUUUUUCUUUUCUUCAUUCAUGAAAAUAUAGAUCCACUGAGAAAGAGAACAAGGCUUCUCUGCAGAAUGUCAAACAAAGAUCGACACAUUGAUUCCAGCUGUUCGUCCUUCAUCAAGACGGAACCUUCCAGCCCGGCCUCCCUGACGGACAGCGUCAACCACCACAGCCCUGGUGGCUCGUCAGACGCCAGUGGGAGCUACAGUUCAACCAUGAAUGGCCAUCAGAACGGACUUGACUCGCCACCUCUCUACCCUUCUGCUCCUAUCCUGGGAGGUAGUGGGCCUGUCAGAAAACUGUAUGAUGACUGCUCCAGCACCAUUGUGGAAGAUCCCCAGACCAAGUGUGAAUACAUGCUCAACUCGAUGCCCAAGAGACUGUGUUUAGUGUGUGGUGACAUCGCUUCUGGGUACCACUAUGGGGUAGCUUCCUGUGAAGCCUGCAAGGCAUUCUUCAAGAGGACAAUUCAAGGGGUGCGUCUUGACAGAGUACGUGGAGGUCGGCAGAAGUACAAGCGCAGAAUAGAUGCGGAGAACAGCCCAUACCUGAACCCUCAGCUGGUUCAGCCAGCCAAAAAGCCAUAUAACAAGAUUGUCUCACAUUUGUUGGUGGCUGAACCGGAGAAGAUCUAUGCCAUGCCUGACCCGACUGUCCCCGACAGUGACAUUAAAGCCCUCACUACACUGUGUGACUUGGCGGACCGCGAGUUGGUGGUUAUCAUUGGAUGGGCGAAGCAUAUUCCAGGCUUCUCCACGCUGUCCCUGGCGGACCAGAUGAGCCUUCUGCAGAGUGCUUGGAUGGAAAUUUUGAUCCUUGGUGUCGUAUACCGAUCUCUUUCCUUUGAGGAUGAACUUGUCUAUGCAGACGAUUAUAUAAUGGACGAAGACCAGUCCAAAUUAGCAGGCCUUCUUGAUCUAAAUAAUGCUAUCCUGCAGCUGGUAAAGAAAUACAAGAGCAUGAAGCUGGAGAAAGAAGAAUUUGUCACCCUCAAAGCUAUAGCUCUUGCUAAUUCAGACUCCAUGCACAUAGAAGACGUUGAAGCCGUUCAAAAGCUUCAGGAUGUCUUACAUGAGGCGCUACAGGAUUACGAAGCUGGCCAGCACAUGGAAGACCCUCGUCGAGCUGGCAAGAUGCUGAUGACACUACCACUCCUGAGGCAGACCUCUACCAAGGCCGUGCAGCAUUUCUACAACAUCAAACUCGAAGGCAAAGUCCCCAUGCACAAACUUUUUUUGGAAAUGCUGGAGGCCAAGGUCUGACUAAAAGCUCCCUGGGCCUUCCCAUCCUGCACGUUGAAAAAGGGAAAAUAAACCCGAGAGUGAUGUCGAAGAAACUUAGAGUUUAGUUAACAACAUCAAAAAAUCAACAGACUGCACUGAUAAUUUAGCAGCAAGACUAUGAAGCAGCUUUCAGAUUCCUCCGUAGCUUCCUGAUGAGUUUCUUUCUACUUUCCUCUAUCAUCUUCUUUUCUCUUGCUUCCCACAUUUCUCUUCCUCUCUGUUCUUUCUCUUUCUUCUUUCCCCCUCCAUUAUUUCUUGGCUUCUUUCAUUCCUAGUUCCCAUCUCCUUUAUUUUCUUUUCAUCCGCCUGCCUGCCUGCCUUUUUUUUCUUUGCCUACUCUCUUCCCUCUCUUUCCUCAUCCUUCCCCUUUGUUCUAAAUUUUAAAUAGCUUUAGUUGUAAAAAAAAAAACUCCCUCC